CUUUUCUUUGCUGUUAAGAGUACUUUGUUGUGCGCGUCAGUGGCGUCGUAAUGUCUGGUCGUGGCAAACAAGGCGGCAAGGCGAGGGCCAAGGCGAAGUCUCGCUCCUCCCGGGCCGGCCUCCAGUUCCCCGUGGGGCGCGUCCACCGCCUGCUGCGCAAAGGUAACUACGCUGAGCGCGUCGGCGCUGGGGCGCCCGUCUACCUGGCCGCCGUGCUCGAGUACCUCACGGCCGAGAUCCUCGAGCUGGCCGGCAACGCUGCCCGCGACAACAAGAAGACGCGCAUCAUCCCGCGACACUUGCAGCUCGCCAUCCGCAACGACGAGGAGCUCAACAAACUCCUCGGCAAGGUCACCAUCGCCCAGGGCGGCGUCCUGCCCAACAUCCAGGCCGUCCUUCUGCCCAAGAAGACCGAGAGCCACAAGGCUAAAGGCAAAUGAACAAGCCGCCGCUGCCAGCGCCGAGGACAAAAGGGGCUCGUCUAUUUUAAACCUAAAGGCUCUUUUCAGAGCCACCUACAAUAUCACAUAAAGAGCUGCGAGUCUAUGUAAAUAGCACUUU
This is a messenger RNA of Sphaerodactylus townsendi, 561 nucleotides long. RefSeq names its product histone H2A type 2-C. The coding region runs from base 51 to 440 and encodes 129 amino acids. Gene Ontology annotation, cellular component: nucleosome. NCBI's taxonomy places the organism in Eukaryota, Metazoa, Chordata, Lepidosauria, Squamata, Sphaerodactylidae. The transcript has a single exon. Gene Ontology annotation, molecular function: protein heterodimerization activity; DNA binding; structural constituent of chromatin. The record is from RefSeq and is a predicted model, not a curated record.